Mus caroli (Ryukyu mouse) is the source of this 1708-nucleotide messenger RNA. Its product is annotated as lymphocyte antigen 6E. The record is from RefSeq and is a predicted model, not a curated record. Gene Ontology annotation, cellular component: plasma membrane. Gene Ontology annotation, molecular function: acetylcholine receptor inhibitor activity. NCBI's taxonomy places the organism in Eukaryota, Metazoa, Chordata, Mammalia, Rodentia, Muridae.
CCUGCCGCCUCAUCCCAAAAGAGGGAUGGCCCAGACGGGCUCAGCCCAGAGGGACCUGACAACCUGAAGGGCCGGUGAUUAGGCAUCCUUGGUCCAGGACUUCCUCAGCCUUACAGCAGCAGAGAUUCCCAUGAGCGUUUCAGGAUGCAGUCUGUCCCCUCACUCCUCCCGGAAGCAAGCUAAGCCUGCGCACAGGUCUUAGUGUCGUGGAUUGCCAGAAGCCCUGGCCUUUCCACCCUCCCUAGGUCUGUCCUGAAAGGUAAGGUAGACAUGCUACACCAGAAGCCACGCCAGCGCUCUGAUGCCACAUUGUGUGCGGUGGGCACUUAGGGCGGUCUCAGCCAGGCUUCUGGGUACCACCGGGGACCGCCGCCGUGGGCGCAUAGCUUGGGACCCCGGUCGGAGUCUCAGAGGAGCAGUUGUGCAGCGAAACCAAGGGCACAGCCGGAGUUGCCAGAGGCCAGCAGCCAGGGUCGUCCUCCCCACCAGCCAGAGACCCGCCCACAGCCCAUGAAACGCCCCGCCUGCAGCCCGCCUCCGCCAUCUGCGCUCCGCUCCGCCUGCUUGGGUGCAUUCAGCCUUUGGUGAUCCUCCAGGACCUAAGGUUUCGGUAUUAUCUUCGGGGCCGCUUCACCGGGAGUAGGCUUCUUUUUGGCUUGUGAACCUUCAGCAGAUGUCUGCCACUUCCAACAUGAGAGUCUUCCUGCCUGUGCUGUUGGCAGCCCUUCUGGGCGUGGAGCAAGUUCAUUCCCUGAUGUGCUUCUCAUGCACUGAUCAGAAGAACAAUAUAAACUGCCUGUGGCCAGUUUCAUGCCAGGACACAGACCAUUACUGUAUCACGUUAUCUGCCUCUGCGGGCUUUGGGAAUGUCAACCUUGGCUAUACCCUGAACAAGGGCUGCUCCCCGACCUGCCCCCGUGAAAAUAUCAAUGUCAAUCUUGGUGUGGCGUCCGUGAACAGCUACUGCUGCCAAAGCUCCUUCUGCAAUUUCAGCGCAGCUGGCCUCGGACUUCGUGCCAGUAUCCCACUACUGGGCCUUGGACUCCUGCUUAGCUUGCUGGCUCUGCUGCAGCUGAGCCCCUGACCUUCCCCCAUGUGUUCUCCAUAUCCCCCCGGCUCAGGAAAAGCCCAGCUCCUUUUAGGUCCCAGGGGACCCUAGGAACCUUCAGCUCCUCCUGGGUGUGUCUAGUUCCCCCUCCACACUCUCUCAACGUCAGGGCUAAGUACCAAACUCACCCAUACCUGCUCUGUUGAAAUGGUACUAGCUACCCUUGCUUCCAGAGCCAAUCCUAUAACCUCCCUUGGGGAACCAGCGAAGGGGUGAAGAUCUCCUUGGAGUCUCAAGAGUACCAGAGUCAGCGCCGAAUCUUGUGGACACACUGACAAGGAUGUCUAACCCAAAUAGAUGUACAUCUGUGUGCUCAGUGUAUCCCUGUGUAAAUGAAGCCACUUGGAUUCUGGGGUGGGCAAAGAAGACCUGAAAAGAUUCUACAGAAGAAGGCCUGUGUCGCCACCAAAACCCCUCCCCCUGGUAUCACUGUACCCACCUUGUACUCUGUUCAGGAGGCUGCCCAUGGAGGGCUGCCACCCCUCCAGAUGAAGGCUCUCACCACCCAAUGCAGUUGAGUCCCAUCCUGCCCUCUGCCCACACUGGCUUCCUGCUGCUAUUCUAGUGCCUCAAAUAAACUGUUCACACCUUUUCCUGCUA